UUUGGUGAUAUUAAUUUAUGCUUGUAAAUCAUAAUCUGGUUAAUAAUGUAUAUCUAUGAGAAAUUUGUAUGUUCAUGUGAAAUGUAAUUUUCGAUACUAUUUUUUGAGAUUUUUUUCAUGGUAGUCGUUUUUUUACAGAAAGAUCUGUUUAUUACAGGGUAGAGAAGAUAUUAUAUCAUGGAAGGAGUUGACGGGAUUAUGGUUCGUCGUAUCGUUCCAUCGAAUCAUAACAGCCUUUUUAGUGCAAUCGGAUAUGUAAUGGACCAUAACAGAAACAAAGCAACUGAGCUACGACAGGUUAUUGUUCAAAAGGUUGCAAGUGACCCAGCAAAGUAUACAAAAGCAUUUCUCGAAGUGUCAAAUGCAGAAUAUUGUUCCUGGAUUCAAAACUCUAAUACCUGGGGAGGAGCCAUUGAGUUAUCCAUCUUAUCGGAAUACUACCAAAAAGAAAUCGCUGCAUAUCAUACCGAUAACGUGAGAUGUUAUGUUUAUGGAGAGAUAUCCCCGGAUUAUGGAGUCUCGGAGGAGUUCGACCAGACAAUAUUUCCCGUACAAGAAGAUAGGAGCAUCGGGCGUGUUCACGAGCUUGCUCUUGACCUCGUCAACGAGGAAGCAAGGAACGAUGGAGAUAUUGGAAAUGGCUCCGCGACUAUCAUAUUUACAUGUGAUGUAUGCGGGGUUGAACUUAUCGGACAAAAGUUACAUGAAGCUAUGCAACAUGCUGAAGCUACUAAUCAUCUUUAAUUUGUUGAGCAACCAUAGACAAAUGUGUGGAGUUUGAGAUUGAAUAUUAGAUAAACAUUUUUUGUUCAGAAUAAAAUGUGGAUGUAAUCGUAAUCCAUGUAAGUUUUAAGUAACUGAAAGUCAAACUUUCGUGCUUAUGAAGUCAUUAGAAGACUCUUGCAUAAUUAUUUUUCUGGAAA
Molecule: messenger RNA, 923 nt
Organism: Papaver somniferum (opium poppy)
Lineage: Eukaryota; Viridiplantae; Streptophyta; Magnoliopsida; Ranunculales; Papaveraceae
Product: ubiquitin thioesterase OTU1-like
Exons: 8
Coding region: 178-744 (188 amino acids)
Biological process (GO): endoplasmic reticulum unfolded protein response; protein deubiquitination
Cellular component (GO): cytosol; nucleus
Molecular function (GO): cysteine-type deubiquitinase activity
Source: RefSeq, a predicted model, not a curated record